GCGCGCGGGAACCCCGGGUCCUGUAGCCUCCGGAGCGCGGAGAGGCGGGGCCGGGGCUGGCCGGCUGCCCGCGCCCCCGCCCCUCGGACCCGGCUCCGGGAGCGGGGCGCCCCGCGCGCGAGCGCACGACGGCCAGAGCGCCGAGGCGGUACCUUCAGCCGGGCAAUGAAGAGAGCCCGGGAGAACCAGCUGGAGCCGGCGGAGACGUUCCCUGCGCCCGGGGUUACUGCUGCCGCCGCGGCUUCUUGAAACUCUCCGAAGUUGAGAGCCAGCGAGAGGCUGCCGCCCGCCGGGAGCAAGAGGGAAAGGAACUCGGCAGAUGCAAGAGUGACAGACGGAGACAGACAGACGCACAGACCUUCAGAAGACACCACCGUCGGCGGCCUAUUCCCGGAGCCUGUGAGGCUUCCCAGCUCAGUUCACUGGUGGGAGGCUGAGCUGGUGGAAAAGGCGCCUGGAAGAGACUUAGAGGCGACCAUAAUGUCUUUACGUUUACACACACUGCCCGCCCUGCCUGGAGUUGUCAGACGGGGCUGCAGGGAACUGCUGUGUUUGUUGGUGAUCACGGUGACUGUGAGCCGCGGCGCCUCCGGGCUGUGCCCCACCGCGUGCAUCUGUGCCACUGACAUCGUGAGCUGCACCAACAAAAACCUCUCCAAGGUGCCUGGGAAUCUUUUCAGACUGAUUAAGAGACUGGAUCUGAGUUAUAACAGAAUCGGGCUUCUGGAUUCUGAGUGGAUUCCAGUGUCGUUCGUCAAGCUGAACACCCUAAUCAUUCGUCAUAACAACAUCACCAGCAUUUCCACGGGCAGUUUUUCCACAACUCCAAAUUUGAAGUGUCUAGACUUAUCAUCCAAUAAGCUGAAGACCGUGAAGAGCGCAGUAUUCCAAGAGUUGAAGGUUCUGGAAGUGCUCCUGCUUUUCAACAAUCGCAUUUCCUAUCUCGAUCCUUCUGCGUUUGGAGGGCUCUCCCAAUUGCAAAAACUCUACUUAAGUGGAAACUUUCUCACGCAGUUUCCCAUGGAUUUGUAUGUUGGAAGGUUCAAGCUACCAGAACUGAUGUUUCUAGAUGUUUCUUAUAACAGGAUCCCCUCCCUGCCAAUGCAUCAUAUAAAUUUAGUGCCAGGCAAACAGCUGAGAGGCAUCUACCUUCAUGGAAACCCAUUUGUCUGUGACUGUUCCCUUUACUCCUUGCUGAUCUUCUGGUAUCGUAGACGCUUUAGCUCGGUGAUGGAUUUUAAGAACGAUUAUACCUGUCGCCUGUGGUCUGACUCUAGGCACUCCCAUCAAAUGCUUCUGCUCCAAGAUGGCUUUUUGAAUUGCUCUGACAGUAUCGUCAAUGGUUCCUUCCGUGCGCUUGGCCUUAUUCAUGAGGCUCAAGUGGGGGAGAGGCUGAUUGUCCACUGUGACAGCAAGACCGGUAAUGCAAAUACAGAUUUCAUAUGGGUGGGUCCAGAUAACAGCCUGCUGCAGCCGGAUAGAGAGAUGGAAAACUUUCACGUGUUUCCCAAUGGAAGUCUGGUUAUAGAAAGUCCUCGUUUUGAGGACGCCGGAGUGUAUUCCUGUAUUGCAAUGAAUAGGCAACGCCUGUUGAAUGAAACUGUGGAUGUCACAAUUAAUGUGAGCAAUUUCACUGUAAACAGAUCCCAUGCCCACGAGGCAUUCAACACAGCUUUUACCACUCUUGCAGCCUGCGUGGCCAGUAUUGUUUUGGUACUUUUGUACCUCUAUCUGACGCCGUGUCCCUGCAAGUGUAGACCCAAGAGGCAAAAAAAUAUGCUCAACCAAAGCAGUGCCCAUUCAUCUAUACUCAAUCCCGGCCCCGCUAGCGACGCCCUGGCUGAUGAACGGAAGGCAGGUGCCAGUAAAAGAGUGGUGUUUUUGGAGCCACUGAAGGAUACUGCAGCAGGGCAGAACGGGAAAGUCAGGCUCUUUGCCAGUGAAACGGUUAUAGCUGAGGGCAUCUUAAAGUCCACCAGGGUGAAAUCCGACUCGGAUUCAGUCAAUUCAGUGUUUUCAGACACACCCUUUGUGGCGUCCACUUAAUUUUGUGCCUAUAUUUGUAUGGUGUAAUAAUUCAGUCUCUCCAUGUUUAACUGUGUGUGUGGUCUGCAAAAUAAACAGCAGGACAGAAAUUGUGUUUUGUUUUUUGAAAGACAACCAAAUGGUCUCUUUAAAUGGUUGAUAGGAAAUGUGAUAACAGCACUUAGGUUGCUCAACGUGCCAGAGAAAGAUGGAGUUGUUUUCCAAAGUUUAAGUUCUAGUUAACAAUAUCUUAGUCUUUAGCACCACUGGCAAUUUCAAAGCUGGCCUGGAGGUGAUUGAUAUGACUGACAGUGUCCUUCCAUUCAGGAUUCUUGACAGAAAAAAUAAAUUUCACGUAUUAGUGUACUUUAAAAAGAGACUCUACUAAUUUAUUAGGACCAAAGUUGAGUUAAAGAAAAGGAUUAGUGUCCCAUUUCACUUUAAAAAGAUGUAAAAGGAAGAACCAAGCAGCAAUUAUUUGUAAAGCACAAAGUCAAGUUAGAUUUGGGGAUAAUUCAGCUAAUUUCGUCAUUUCAGACCAGAGCAGACAGACUACACUGAAAACAUUUACUGGGUAAUGCCACAUCCCAUAUGCUGUUGGAGAAAUAGUGCAAUAAAGGUACACUUGUUUGACUGUCUUCUUUCCAUUCUGUACAUUUCUUAUCCUUGUACAAAAGCUCUUACUGAGAGUUUCAAGUCAUCAUUAUUUGCCGUAAAUAUGUAGGUGUCAACACCAAAAUGUCUGAGUAACUUCUUAAGCCUUUGUUCUAGCACACUAAUGUAUGUUUAAUAUGCUCGUGUGUAUGUAAAUCUUAAAUUAUAUGAACUAUUAAAUAGAUCCCAUUGUAUUGUACUUUAGACAUUUGAAUUAAUGUAAAUAUAUGUAUUCUGUGACUUGAUGUUCUGUUUUAUCUGACUAUUUAAAAACAUAAAUUGGAGAUGUUUUACGUGA
Messenger RNA from Ceratotherium simum simum (southern white rhinoceros), 2977 nucleotides. It is a transcript of the gene AMIGO2, whose product is annotated as adhesion molecule with Ig like domain 2. The record is from RefSeq and is a predicted model, not a curated record. Gene Ontology annotation, cellular component: membrane. Lineage: Eukaryota; Metazoa; Chordata; Mammalia; Perissodactyla; Rhinocerotidae. Gene Ontology annotation, biological process: brain development. Gene Ontology annotation, molecular function: protein binding.